AGCCUGGGUUGCUUCGCCAGCGACUUCUCUUCUCUCUGCAACUUAUCGGUUUUCGGAACUCCUCACCUUUCCCCUGGAAAUGACAGCGACUCCGAUGGCCCUCAGACUCUUCUGAAGCUGCGCCUCCUAAAUGCGUGGGGGUCUUAUGGCCUCAAGAAUCCUACAUUAAUCUUCAACUACUGCACUCUUUGGAAUGAUGAGGAGGGUACUUUGAUUCAGGGCACGGCUCCUUCGGAACUCACGCGCCAUUUCUCUCCGCUUCUGCAGUUGGGUAGCGUUUACUUCGUGAGCAAUUUUCGCGUCAAGCCACCGGCCCCUUCGUAUCGUUCUUGCUCUCAUAAGUUGACCAUCAUCCUCUCUGCCGCUACACAGUUCGAAGACGUGACCCGUUCGUCACCUUCAUUCUGGCCGGAUGCGUUCGAAUUUACCCCGUUCAGCUCGCUUCAUUCCCGCAUACGUUCAUCGGUUUAUCUAACAGAUGUCGUUGGCGCUGUUGUUAGCAUAACAGGCGUUUCUAGCACUGUAACUUCAUUCGGUACCACUGUGCGGAGUGAUUUGGUGCUUCAGAAUGAAAAUCACAUGUUUCUUGAUAUCAGUCUGUGGAGUGAUAUAGCUCGGAAUCUCAAUGGUCAGGAACUGGCUGUCCUUGGUCGUUCUGGGCCAGUUAUGCUUGCUGUUUGCUCACUUCGAGUCACUGGCGCUACGAAAGGAGGUUACUCUCUUACCAGUACUCCAGGCACACGUUGUGUUCUCAACCCUGUUUCUGAAAUGGCUCACCUGGUCCAAUCUGUGUUCUUUGCCAGCACUAAUACAUGUCAAUAUUACCCUCCGAGGUUUGCAACUCCUAAUGAGGCAGCGGCCUUCGAAGCUGAAUGUACGAAGACUGUGUCACAACUACUUGCCUUGUGUUUUCCACCUGUUGCCGAUGUAUGCUUUUUCCCAUUUUGCUCUCCAGCUUACCUGCUUCUGUUCCUUUCACUUCAUUUGUUUGUCCGUCUAAUCAUUUCUUUCGUUUACUUUUUUUUAGUCUACGCGUUACCAUUGCUCUGGUCGGAUUGUUUCGGUUGAUUCUUCUAUGCAGUGGUACUACUUGGGUUGUGCGCUUUGUUCCAAAGCAGCCAUAGAUUAUGAUGGUGUUGACAAAUGGUGUGAUGACCACCGUCGUUUGGUGCCUCAACAAACACAGAACUUUUACAAACUUCGGGUAACAGUUGAUGACAACACUGGAUCAGCAGCUUUUGUUCUGCUGGGUAGGGCCGCUGACCUUCUUGUGGGCUUGACUGCUAACGAUCUCUCUACUAGGUUUCCUUACCAACGCAAUGUUCUUCCACAAGAACUUCUGGCUCUUGAAGGGCGAGACUUUACUUUUGACGUCCAGCUUCCAAAACCGGAAUAUGGGGCUCGUGGCCCGCCAGAAUUCACGGUCCUUGCUGUCAAUGAGCAAGAACAGCCAAAUUCCUGCUCACCAACUCUUGGUCGCCGGGCAAGAAAUGCUAUGCCCCAUACACCACCUCCUAACAGUCCUCACUUGAUGCCUCUUACUUCUCCAUAUGUUGUUCCAACAAUGCAGAACGCUUCGGUAGAGCAUGGUUCUUCUGUUGCUUCACCAAGUGGGAGUUCUCAGCUUGCAUUUUCUACUCCUCCACGUCGCCCCUAUAGCAGUAGGCGCAUCGCUGCUGUAUCCUCGCCCUCAUCUGCUGCAUUGGGAAGUUCUGUAGCUUCUUCUCCUGAACUUGGUCGUACUGAGAUUGUUUCCUAUGCGCGCCCUAGAAGUGAGGAAGUGCCCCCAGAAACUGCAACACAGCGAUCCCCACAGGAACUUGCUUCGGACACUACAGAAGCUACUGUGCAGAACAAGAACAUUAGUUCGCAGAAAGCGAAGCCGAAGAAACCAUCUGCUAAGAAGAAGAAAACUGGAGGUGCAGGUGCUGCGCGUCGUCCUGCAGUUACUCUUGAAGAAACCGAUGUUCCGAUAUCGUCCCUUCAGAUCCCUGUUGGACAUCCUUUGCCAACCGAAUCGGCGAAUCCUGACUCUGGAAAUCUUAAUGCCCUCGGUGUCAAUUUGCAGACAACAACAAUUCAGCCUUUGUCACAGCAACCUGUGUCUAUAAAUCCUGCACCUGUACGUCGCCGUCGCUUGGUUGUUUCUUCUGAUGAAGACGAACCUGUUGUCCCUUUGGAACUGCAAGACUUGGACGUUGAACUUCCACUGCAAGAACAGGCUAUUGAAAACUCUUCGACUUCUCCUGUUCCUACCGUUGACUCUACUUUGCCUUCUCCUCUUCUUGCUGGCCAAGAAGUUCCGCUACUUCCAGUGGGGAAAACUAAUCCUGGGAGGGCAAAGCGAAUUAGGACACCGUCUGCAAAGGCCAUUGAAGCAUCUGUGGAUGCCUCCAAGAGGAAGCCAAAAACUCCCAAAUCGUCUGCUAAGGAACCUGCUAAGAAGCAACUGUUUGCUGAUUGACCGUGAUUCGCAUCAUGCGAGUGCUAAUGUAACAUGCUUGUGCAGUGCUGUCCCUCCCUUUCUUUUGUAUAACUUUUAAAGGGAAACACUCUUUAGCGAGUAGUGCACUAUGUACUUUUGCCUUUUGUGUCUACAUUUGCAGCCCUUGCCAAACUUGUGGUUUUCCAUUACUGGCACCACUUCUACCAAUCUGGUCUGCUAUGACAUUUGAC
Linum tenue is the source of this 2676-nucleotide messenger RNA. The record is from the annotation of a GenBank genome assembly. Lineage: Eukaryota; Viridiplantae; Streptophyta; Magnoliopsida; Malpighiales; Linaceae.